GCCCCAUCCAGCAGUUUGCAGAUAGACUCAGUGGCUACUUCGUGCCCUUCAUUGUUAUCGUGUCCCUGUUAACACUGAUAGUGUGGCUGGCCAUUGGCUUUGUCAACUUCGACAUUGUGAAGGAGAACUUCCCGGGUUACAACCAGAGCAUCUCCAAGGCAGAGGUCAUCAUCCGCUUCGCCUUCCAGGCGUCCAUCACCGUUCUCUCCAUCGCCUGCCCCUGCUCUCUGGGGCUGGCAACUCCGACGGCGGUCAUGGUUGGCACGGGGGUCGGCGCUCAGAACGGCAUCCUCAUUAAAGGAGGCGAGCCGCUGGAGAUGGCACAUAAGAUCAGUGUGGUGAUGUUUGAUAAAACUGGCACUAUUACAAACGGCGUGCCGCGGGUGACUCGAGUCCUGGUGUUGUGGGAAGUGGCCCGCAUGCUGAGGAAGAUCCUGGCAGUGGUGGGUACCGCCGAGGCCAGCAGCGAGCACCCGCUAGGCAUAGCAGUUGCCAAAUACUGCAAACAGGAGCUGGGCUCCGAUGUCCUCGGGUGCUGCCAGGACUUCCAGGCCGUGUCCGGCUGUGGGAUCAGCUGCCGGGUGUCCAGCGUGGAACAUCUGCUGCUGCAGCCGAGCGAGGAGCGAUUCCUGCUGCCGGGGGCUACUAUUGAAGAAAGCAGCAUGCCUGCAGGAGAGUCCACCUCUGCAGCUGAAGGGCUGUUUUAUUCUGUCCUGAUUGGAAACAGAGAGUGGAUGAGGAGGAAUGGCCACCACAUAGGAGCAGAUGUGGAUGCCGCGAUGUCGAGCCACGAAACCAAAGGGCAGACAGCCAUACUGGUGGCUAUAGAUGGUGUUUUGUGUGCAAUGUUAGCCAUCGCAGACACGGUGAAAGCAGAGUCAGCAUUAGCAGUGCAUACACUGAACACUAUGGGCAUUGAGGUGGUGAUGAUGACGGGAGACAACAGGCGCACAGCUAAAGCCAUAGCAGCACAGGUGGGGAUCAGAAAGGUAUUUGCAGAAGUGCUGCCAUCACACAAGGUGGCAAAAGUCCAGGAGCUGCAGAAACGAGGCCUGAGGGUGGCCAUGGUGGGAGAUGGCGUGAACGACUCCCCCGCCCUCGCCCGUGCCGACGUCGGCAUCGCAAUCGGGACAGGCACCGAUGUGGCUAUUGAGGCGGCUGACAUUGUCUUGAUCCGAAAUGACCUGCUAGAUGUGGUGGCCAGCAUCGAGCUGUCCAAGAAGACGGUGCGUCGGAUAAGGAUCAACUUUGUCUUUGCUCUCUUCUACAAUCUUGUUGGAAUACCAAUUGCUGCAGGUGUGUUCAUGCCCGUUGGCCUGGUGCUCCAACCCUGGAUGGGCUCAGCUGCAAUGGCCGCCUCAUCAGUUUCAGUGGUCCUGUCUUCUUUACUGCUGAAAAUGUACAAGAAAACCUCAGUGGAGCUCUAUGAGAUGCGUGCUAGAGGCCAAAUGAGGAGCCUUCGUUCGUCUCAGAUCAGCACACAUCUGGGUCUGGACGGCCGGCGGCGCAGUCCCGCUCUCCCCAACGCAACUCGGGAACAGAGGAACCCAAGCGGUUCCUCUCCACCCGGCUUCUCCAGCCGCUCACCCAGUCAAGGGGCAUCCAUUAAGGUUGUUGCUGAGGAGCAGAACCGCUACUCCCUGCUGGAGCACCAGACUGCAGUCGUCCUCAACGUGUUGUAAAGGGAAAACAGGAAGAUGUUUUUUACCUGGUACUCAUGUUUAUGACUAAAAAAUUUUUUUUUAAAUGUAAAUACACUAAUUGUCAAACCUAAAGUGCUCUUUUAUUUUGAUGUAACAUUAAAGUUUUACUGAAGCCACA
Messenger RNA from Maylandia zebra (zebra mbuna), 1821 nucleotides. The record is from RefSeq and is a predicted model, not a curated record. NCBI's taxonomy places the organism in Eukaryota, Metazoa, Chordata, Actinopteri, Cichliformes, Cichlidae.